AUCAAGGAGCAAGGGUAUGACUUCAAGCGCACGACGGCCGGUGGUCCCACCACUGUCAUGUUUGCGAGCUCGGUCUCGAUGCGCGCUCGCAUGCUGGACAUCUGCACCGAGCAAUUUCUGAGAAGAAAUCCCGGCCCGGCUACCGUCUUGCAUUUGGCGUGCGGCAUGGACUCGCGUAGUAUGCGCGUCAAGUGGCAGGGCGAGGGCCGCUUAUGGAUCGACGCCGACAGGCAGGACGUGAUUGAGCUUCGAGAGCAGGUUAUGAAGGAGCCGGAUAGGGGCAAGGGGGAGUAUCGCUUGCUCUACCCGAAUAUCCACGAUGACGCUUGGCUCAGCAACUGUAAAAUCCCCACGGAUCGACCGGUGCUGAUCCUUUUCGAGGGUCUCACGCCUUACCUCACCCCCGACGAGGUCUAUGGCCUCCUGCGACGGAUCGUGAACUACUUUCGGCAGCGCGGAGUCUAUGGCGAGAUUCGAUUCGACGCCGUUGGAUCGCUCACGUACUACACUGCCAGCUUCUUUCUCAACUCCACCUUCAAGCUCAUGGGAACGCGCUUCAACUACUAUCUCGACGACCCGAGGACGUUGGAGCAGAAGGUCCCCGGCCUGAAGUUCAAAGAGCGCAUUUUUGGUACGCCAGAUCUCUUGGUGUUUGGAUUCUUAGGCUGGGUUGUUGGCUUCUUAGGAUGGGUUGCCGAUCUGUUUGGGCUCACAGGUCGUAUUGGGGGAGGUUACGGAUAUGAGUUUUGAGGACUUCAAUGGCCAUCAUAUGAUCUGUGUUCAGAUUCAGGCUCAGCUGUAUAGUCAC
Colletotrichum godetiae is the source of this 808-nucleotide messenger RNA. Its product is annotated as S-adenosyl-L-methionine-dependent methyltransferase. Gene Ontology annotation, biological process: methylation. Gene Ontology annotation, molecular function: methyltransferase activity. Lineage: Eukaryota; Fungi; Ascomycota; Sordariomycetes; Glomerellales; Glomerellaceae. The transcript has a single exon. The coding region runs from base 58 to 750 and encodes 230 amino acids. The record is from RefSeq and is a predicted model, not a curated record.